This is a messenger RNA of Alternaria burnsii, 1227 nucleotides long. RefSeq lists its product as uncharacterized. The transcript is spliced from 7 exons. The record is from RefSeq and is a predicted model, not a curated record. Gene Ontology annotation, molecular function: UDP-glycosyltransferase activity. Bases 1 to 1227 code for a protein of 408 amino acids. Lineage: Eukaryota; Fungi; Ascomycota; Dothideomycetes; Pleosporales; Pleosporaceae.
AUGAAAAGUGAGGUCACCACGUGUAGCUAUACAUUGAAACACGUUGAGGCAGUCAUACCACCCUCAGCUGUAAUACUUGAUGGAUUCCAACUAUCAUGGCUCGAGAUCAUCCGAUCCGAACCUUCACCUCCACCCAUUUUCCAAUGGAUGAUGGCAUUUUCGGGAGGCUUCAUGUACAUGUGUGGCCCAACGGAACCCCAGACGAAAAGUGCAGAGUUCAUGAAGCAAAACACGCAUGACUGCGACAAAGACAUACUCAUCCCAGGCAUGCUUCCAAUGACAUGCCACGAUCUGAAUCCCCAAGACGUAGGUGACAAAGCAAUCAAGAUUCAGAUUGCUAAAACCACCAUGACGCAAUUUGCACAGAGAGCCGACGGCCUUUUGACAGCUUGUGCUCCGGAAUAUGACAGUGUAGAAUGUCUCGGCGCUAUCUCGGAUUGGAUUGCAUGUCAACGAGGUCGGCAAACGUUCCAUCUUGGUCCGAUGUUGCCACUUACUCCGGGCACUACUACCUUCUUCGCCAAAGCUAUUGAAGUUGAAAUCAAUACAUGUCCAGAUGGCUCUGGUAUCGUCGUCACACGUUUCUUGGAUCGAUGUAUGUCAUCUUAUGGAAGGCAUAGUGUCUUCUACAUCAGCUUUGGCACAGAGCACUGGCCAUCCUGUCUUGAUCAUCUCGAAAUCCUUCUAGACGCCAUGGUAGCCCGUAAAUAUCCCUUUCUACUGGCACAUGCACAUGCGGAUGCGCAAACCAUCUCCAAGUUGGAAAACAGAUACCUUGCUAAUGAGGAAGCACUCAUUCUGCCAUUUGUGCCGCAACAAACCGUGCUAUCCCAUGAGGCGUGCGGAUGGUUCAUAACGCACGGAGGAGCAAACGGCGUCAUGGAAGCGCUUACCCAAGGGAUCCCAAUGAUCGGUUGGCCCUUUGCCAUUGACCAGCCUCUCAAUAUUACCCACAUGGCACAUACUAUGGACGCCGGCUUUGAAUUCACUCAGAUGCGAGCGAACUACUGUCCCGUCAAGGCAGCCAGAUCCGAGGAUGUUCUACCUGACAUGGAUGCUUGGGAAAAGGAAGUUGGGGACGUUUUGGCAGCAGCUUUUACAGCUGUGGGCGAGAGGAAGCGGAGGAACGCUGAAUUGAUUGGAAAGAAUCUUGGAAAAGCGUGGGCAGAGGAUAGUGGUAGAGCUAGGCUGCAGCUUUCUAAGUUCCUAGAUACAGUGGGUGUUUGA